GGGGGAGGGAGGGCUGCCGUGCAGCAGGAACUGUGCAAUCGCACGCACACGGGGAUCCAGGGACGGCAGCCCCUUGCACUGGGAUCUAAAACCACAGCGCGAAAGAGAGUUGAACAGAAACACUCAGACACACCACAAUGGCAGACAAACUCAAAGAUGCCAAGAUCAUCUUUGUUGUGGGUGGGCCUGGCUCUGGAAAGGGCACCCAGUGUGAGAAGAUAGUUGCAAAGUACGGCUAUACUCACCUGUCAUCUGGGGAUCUGCUCCGUGCUGAGGUGGCUUCUGGCUCUGAGAGGGGCAAGCAGCUCCAGGCCAUCAUGCAGAAGGGAGAGCUUGUACCCUUGGACACAGUCUUAGACAUGAUUAAGGAAGCCAUGAUUGCCAAGGUUGAUGUCUCCAAGGGCUUCCUUAUUGAUGGCUAUCCCCGUGAGGUGAAGCAGGGGGAGGAGUUUGAGAAGAAGAUCGGCAAACCCUGCUUGCUGCUGUACGUUGACGCAAAAGGAGACACGAUGGUCAAAAGGCUUUUGAAACGUGGUGAGACCAGCGGCCGCUCUGAUGACAACGAGGAGACCAUCAAGAAGCGCCUGGACCUGUAUUACAAAGCAACCGAGCCAGUGAUCGCAUUUUAUGAGAGCCGCGGUAUUGUCAGGAAGGUCGACUCUGAGCUCCCAGUGGAUGAUGUCUUCGCCCAAGUCGCCAAGGCUAUUGAUGCACUGCAGUAAAGCAGCAUUACUAGAUGGGCCUGUGUCUGAUUGUUGGUUUAUUUUCAAUUUUCACAAUGUCAGUUUCAUGAGGACAAAAAACAAACGCACACACAGAAACGAAACAUUUUCCACUCAUUUGGAAUGGCCAUGAAAGCUCAAAGAUGUCUUAACUUUAAUCCUAAUCCAGCAAUAAGAACCUAAAGUUUUAAAAUCACACAAAAACGAAUCUGUGUAAAGCAGCUUUUGGGGAAAAAAAAAAAAAA
Messenger RNA from Archocentrus centrarchus (flier cichlid), 967 nucleotides. RefSeq names its product adenylate kinase 1 (gene ak1). Bases 138 to 722 code for a protein of 194 amino acids. Gene Ontology annotation, molecular function: AMP kinase activity; ATP binding; nucleoside diphosphate kinase activity. The record is from RefSeq and is a predicted model, not a curated record. Gene Ontology annotation, cellular component: cytoplasm. The transcript has 7 exons. Gene Ontology annotation, biological process: nucleoside triphosphate biosynthetic process; ATP metabolic process. Lineage: Eukaryota; Metazoa; Chordata; Actinopteri; Cichliformes; Cichlidae.